UCGCCCUGCCAAGACGUGCAACGCUAAGGCAACGCCCGAUUUAAAGCUUACGUUUAGCUUACGUUACAUUAUACAGUGUUACGUUAACCAGAAAAAGCGUGCCCCCUUUUUGGAUAAUAAAAAUAAAAUUAGAAAUAUUUUAUUAUCUACCGGAAGGAAGGAAGUUAUAUGUCGCGUGUGUGCACGCGUGUGUUGUGUGAGCCAGAAAUGAGUUUCGAUUUCAUUUCGGCCUGAACGCCAAGAAAUACUCCAGAAUAUUGCAAAAAUAAUUAUAUAUUUAAAUAAUAUUUGUGAAUGGGGAAUGUGCUUAAUUGGAAUUAUCGAAAUUAUCGGUCAAGCACGGGGAUAACCACUCGACGAUACCAAUGUCAGCCGAUAGCCGCGCCGCCAACUGAAUUUUAGUUUACUGCUCUGAGCCGGCAGUAAAUGGGUUAAAAUUAUGUACAUUAAUCGCCGAAUGAAUGUCGAAUCAGUUAGAGAGACUGCUGUUUUUUAUUGUGGUGAUUUCAGGUGCAUUAUGUACAGUAGAAGAUUUCGUAAUAAUGUCACAGUGUGCACACAACAAAGCCAUACACCUAGCUGCGGAAGGAACAGUCUCAGUGACAGACACUUCACAGAUCCAAAAUAUAACGAUAUACGGCUACACGGAUUAUCUGAACAACAAAUUCAAAAUAGCACUGUACGCAAAAGAAACACAAAGAUAUUUGUGUUUCAACGACAAUUGGAGAUUAGUUGGAAUGAGGGAUCUGCGAGAAACCUGCUAUUUCAAAGAGGCCCUCGUCCACGGUUAUUUCGUGUUCAGUUCCCUUGUCGAUGAGAAGCAACGUGUCGGGUUCACGCGCCGAGGUAAGCCUGUGGGUCCGAAGAAGAGCCUCAACGAUGCCUGCUACAUGUUCAAUAAGAUCGAUGCCGAGGAGUUUUUCCGCCAUCACCGAUUGCCCGAAAGGAUGGUUAAUGCUAGCAGCAGCGGCAAUAGUCGGAAGCCCCCGCGCAACAACAAAAACAAUCGCCACAAAUCGAAUAACCAAAAUCAAAAGUUGCAGCAGCAACAGGAGCAUCAUGGCCAUAAUAAUAAUAAUAAUAAUAAUAACGUUAUUCUUAAUAAUAGUAGUACUAGUCUAAGUAGCACUAACAAAAAGCAAUUAGCAAUAAACAGGCAGAAGCAGCAGCAGCGGCAGCAUCAGGUGCGGCAUCAUCACAAUGAUCCUUCGCUGCUGCUGCGACGACAGCAACACGAAAUGAAGCAGAAGCGCCGCAAGCAGCAGAAGCAGCAACACGAGCAGCAGCAACAACGAGCAACAGCUAGUCCUGCAACAGCAGCAGCAACAGUUCCAGUUGCAGUUGCAGUCACUUCACCAACAACAACCAAAUUGUCAGCAACAACACUGAGCAGCAGGCGCAAGGGCAGACGAAGAAAGGGCAAGGCCAAAAUCAAAGCACACCAGCAGCAGCAACUUCUGGCCACAUCAGCCACAUCUCCGUACACAGACGACUCUCUGUUCAGCAGCAGCUUCAGCAGCACGGGCUUCGAGGAUCCGGACAACAGCAGCUCCAGCCUGGAUCCCUGGUCCACCUGGUCCACCAUCGAUGGCUUUAGCAGCAGCAGCAGCACAACGACAGGAACUGAUGACAGUAUUAGCAGCAGCAGCAACUACGAGGCCUGGGCCACCUUCAUCAGCAACCAGGAAAUGGAGGCCUCCUCCAUAUCCUCCUCCUCCACAACGCCGGAGAUGAUGGCUGGCAACGAUACCGAGUUGCUGCAAUACGAGCCCGAGUUGGUGGAGGAUACGGACUUCGUCACCGAUUCCGAAGCUGCAGUCUCGACAACAUAUGAAACCAAAGCAACAUCAGCAAUAGCGGCCACGGCGGCCACAACUACCUCCACAACGGGCUCCCAGCUAGUGCUAGAGCAGACGCCGCUGGCCAAGAGCAAGGCCACUGUAAGAAGCACCACCAUUAGCACGCGAGUCACGCCGACAGCUGCCGCCACCACAGGUCAGACUGAAACUUCACAGAGCAUCAGCCAGUUAAAUCCCGGCGAGAAUGAAGUCAAGCCCCGCACUUUCCUCUGGACAACACGAGCUACUGCCUUGCAGCAGUCACCGCCCAGCAGCACGCCAGCCACAUUCUCCUCCACAUCCUGGACUACACCGCCGCAGCAUGUGGCUCCCUCGCUGUUCAGCGUGGACAAGAACAUCAACAGCAACCUCCAGAACAACACUCUCACCGAGGCCUCGCCCACGACAGCCACAACGGGAGCAACAGCAGGUGGAGUGACGACGCCCACUACACUGAGAAAACCCCAGCGGAUGUUCACCCGGCGGCUGAUGGCCACACCAUUCCAUCGGCUGGCCUAUGUACGGAAUGCUGGCGGAGAUGUGGACAUUGACAACUUGGACAAUAUCAGUGUUUAUCCCGUGGAGUACGAUGGCGAUCUGGAUGGGAAUGGCGGGGGUAGCGGUAAUAGCUCCGAUGGCGGCUUCACUGGCUUCCUGGCCACAUCCACCACUUCCAAGCUAACGGAACCCAUACGCAUUGGGAUGAAGAAGAUCCGACAGAAGAGCACACUGUCUGGUUUUGGUCACAGGAGAAAUGCGUAGUAGUCAGAGAUUGAGGAAAACUUGGCCUAGAAAAACCUUUUGGAGAGAUUAUUUUGGGCUUUACAUUCACAGAAAGUCUUUGUAAAUUUUCUAAACAUUUCAAUAAGAAAUUUAAUAAAUUUUUAUUGAUUUUAAAAUGCAUAAAAAUGUAUUUGUAUUUAAAUCUCGAGAUAUUUCUUCAACACUUUUUAAAUACAAAGGGAAAUAUAUAUUAUCAAAAAAUAAACUAAAGUCUGAUGUUUUGAUCAAAAUCUCUUAAACAGAAAGCUUAAACUUAACCUUUACCGCACAAAGAAUACCCUGUGAAUGUGAAAGCCCCAGAAGAUCCUCGAAAGAGACACCUAUACUCAGUACUCAGUUUGCAAAUGAAUUUAAGCAAAGAGCAAAAAGUACGGAUAAAUAUUUCAACUUUAUAAUGAACUGAUACAUAUAUAUAAACACACAUAUAGAACUCAAUGUACCAUGGAGUUGCUUACUGUUCAGUACCUCGACUCAGACAGGACUUUGCACUUGCACCGCGCCUCAAAGCACACUACGGAAGCUAAAGCGUUAAAGGGAAGCGGAAGUGAAAUCAGCACCGGAAGAGAGCCAGCGAUAAACGAUAACUCAGGCCGCACUUCAUACAGUACAGUGAAGACUCUACCGCAGGCCGCAGGGACGGAACUCGCAGAACUGCUACAUAGUUAUAAAUGAAAAGACAAUAAGAUUUUUAUUUACGAGUAUGUGCUAUAUAAACUAACAAAAAAAAUUAAAACGAAUAACGACCGAUGCGAGGAAUAGCUAUAACGAUAAUCGAUAACAAAAUGCUAAAAAUUGUUGAAAUGAAAAUUAAGAAAGCGACAUUCAAGUGCAAGCUUACGUUUCGAAUGCACUGAGAGCGUAAUAAACUUUUGAUUUACUAAACCAAUUAAAUUUAUUAGCAAUGAGAAUUAAUAAAAAUACAAAUGCAAACAAAAUCGAUAUAUAUAUAUAUAUUAUAUAUACAUAUAUGCAUAUAUUUUCAAAAUUUUAUAAUGAACCAAAAACAAAACCAAUUAGCAAACAAAUUUAACAAAUCGAACGGAGGAUGAGUGGAGACGUUUUUUAAAUUCAUACGCAAGCAGAAACUAAGAGAGAGUCGGUAACGAUAACAAAUUCGCACAGCAAAACACUUCCAAAAAGGUUAAAACUAAAUAUUAAACAAUUUUACUAGGCACAAGCGAUCGAAAUUGGACAAGAUGGUAAGAGAGAACGCAAAUUAAGAGAAACUCCAUUCAAAAUAAACCGAAUUUUAUAAGCAAAUACAAAAAAAAAGGAGAAAUGUUGUUGCAUGAAAAUUGAUUUUAGGACACUGUUUGAGAGCAAUAUCCAAUUCGAGGGGCAGGUGGAAACAAAUUUUGAAUAAAGGAACCUUUUAAAGAACUACUAACGUAUGUAUCCCGAUAUGUACUGCAACAAAACACCAAAAUUCACACUGAAUAAGCAACGUUAUAUUUAUUAAUUGAACGAAAACAAAAACUAAGAAACUAAACUACAAAUCGAAUCAAAAGAAAACAAAAGGUAAUAACAGCAAACAAACCAACUGCUGCUUUUCUACAUACCAGUAUAUAUAUAUACAAAUAUAUAUAUAGACACAAGGAUAUGCAAAAAUUGUUUCUCAUAUAUUUAUAUUAAUAUUUAAAAUAAAUAGUUCAAACAUAUUAGCAAACCAAAUAUGCGAAAUUAAAACAAAUUGAUGAAAAACAAAAACGAAAAAACAAACACAGACAACUGAAGCGUCAAGUUUAUAUGUAGAAAUAUGUAUGAAUGUAAAUUUAAAGUGAACAAAGAUAAACCCAAACAAAAGAAAAGAAAAAGCGAACAAGGUAGAGCGAGAUGCUUAGGUGAAAAUUUAAUUAGUGUGUACUUAAGACAAGAAACCAUUUAACAAUUGAACGAUUAAUUAAUUACUUAACUAGGCAUUGAAGCAGCACUCAAACUAAAUAAAAGCCGAAACCGAUACCGAUACCGAUGCCGGAAACCGGAAACGAAACCGAAACGAAAUGAACUACUGUACUUAUACAUAUGCGCGUUGCUGUAAUAUAAACAAAAUUCUUAUGUUGAAUCGAAACGGCGAAUGGGGAUGACUAUAUCUACCAACACAGCAGAAACUAUUUAUUUAAACCUAAACAAAAAUAUAUAUCGGAGCGGGGACCGAUUCUCAUUUGUCAUUUGUAAAUUCAUUUGCACUUUUCUUUGUCUACUAAUUACGUUUAAUUAAUGGAUUAAUCAUACGCCUAAGUUAACCCACUUCUACCAUUGUAAAUUGUAAUAUGUUUUAUUUGUAAGCCGAGCAUUAAAUGUAAUUAUUUAUGUAUAAACGCAAGAUACACUCUCUUUCGCCCAUCUCUCUCUCUCUCCUCAAGUCUGUCUCCCCCUCUCUCUCUCUCUCUCUCUAUCUCUAUUAAUCUCUAUCUUAUAUAUACGAAUAUAUAAACGACUAUUUAAUUGCAUUUCUUUGUAUUAAAACGAGUAACAACAACAACAAAAAACACACACUAGAAAUUGAA
This is a messenger RNA of Drosophila kikkawai, 5128 nucleotides long. It is a transcript of the gene ths, whose product is annotated as thisbe. Lineage: Eukaryota; Metazoa; Arthropoda; Insecta; Diptera; Drosophilidae. The record is from RefSeq and is a predicted model, not a curated record. Gene Ontology annotation, molecular function: growth factor activity.